CCCCAGGGCACUGGGAGGCAGUUUCUGGAACCCUGCCCUGCUUAAGGGCUACUGUGGGCGGGCGCUGGCUCUCCAGCCCCUGGGCCUCCCCCUGCAUUCUAGAGCCCCGGCCGCCGCCUGAGCUGCUGGCCGCUGCCUAUCCCUCUCGGCUCUGACCCCUCAUUCUACCCCACCCUGUCCGGUGGCUCCUGUCCUGCCACCUGGCCAUGACCCCAGUCCCUCCAGCGACCCUGGUUGGGCCCUGAGCCCGGGGACGUCCAGUCACAGCCUUGGGCCAUGGCCAACUCAGGGCUCCAGCUCCUGGGCUACUUCCUGGCCCUGGGGGGCUGGGUGGGCAUCAUCGCCAGCACUGUGCUCCCGCAGUGGAAGCAGUCCUCCUACGCGGGCGACGCCAUCAUCACGGCCGUGGGCCUCUACGAGGGGCUGUGGAUGUCCUGCGCCUCCCAGAGCACCGGGCAGGUGCAGUGCAAGCUCUAUGACUCGCUGCUGGCGCUGGACGGCCACAUCCAGUCUGCCCGCGCACUGAUGGUGGUGGCCGUGCUCCUGGGCUUUGUGGCCAUGGUGCUCAGCGUCGUGGGCAUGAAGUGCACGCGGGUGGCAGACAGCAACCCUGUUGCCAAGGGUCGCGUGGCCAUCUCGGGGGGUGUCCUCUUCUUCCUGGCAGGUCUCUGCACUGUGACGGCCGUGUCGUGGUACGCCACCCUGGUAACCCAGGAGUUCUUCAACCCCACCACCCCUGUCAAUGCCCGGUACGAGUUCGGCCCCGCCCUGUUCGUGGGCUGGGCCUCGGCUGGCCUGGCCAUGCUGGGCGGCUCCUUCCUCUGCUGCUCCUGCCCGCCGCCGGAGCGAGCCAGCAGCAUCCCGCAGCCCUACCGGCCAGGGCCCUCCACGGCCGCCCGAGAACCAGUUGUUAAGUUGUCUGCCUCCGCCAAGGGCCCCCUGGGGAUAUAAUGUCCAGGUCCCCCACCUGGCAGUGCCCUGCUGCACCUAGGCAGAGAGCCUGGCAUUCUGAGGAGUGACUGUCCA
Molecule: messenger RNA, 1026 nt
Organism: Sorex fumeus (smoky shrew)
Lineage: Eukaryota; Metazoa; Chordata; Mammalia; Eulipotyphla; Soricidae
Gene: CLDN19
Product: claudin 19
Exons: 5
Coding region: 277-951 (224 amino acids)
Biological process (GO): cell adhesion; bicellular tight junction assembly
Cellular component (GO): bicellular tight junction; plasma membrane
Molecular function (GO): structural molecule activity
Source: RefSeq, a predicted model, not a curated record